Cyclopterus lumpus (lumpfish) is the source of this 3037-nucleotide messenger RNA. It is a transcript of the gene plekhh3, whose product is annotated as pleckstrin homology, MyTH4 and FERM domain containing H3. The record is from RefSeq and is a predicted model, not a curated record. The transcript is spliced from 13 exons. Bases 484 to 2841 code for a protein of 785 amino acids. Gene Ontology annotation, cellular component: cytoskeleton. Lineage: Eukaryota; Metazoa; Chordata; Actinopteri; Perciformes; Cyclopteridae. Gene Ontology annotation, biological process: signal transduction.
CAGCACGCUUUUUGUUCAAGCUCAGAAAGACAGACAGUCGAGCCUUCACAGAGGUGCGCGUUUUUACGUUUCUCACCAAAUGUACUUCUAAAACGCUGACAUCAGCACCGUCGCUUUUGUCAGGCGCAUUCAACUGGAUGCAUCUCUUCACCCACAGUGCCAGUUUUGGAAACUAAAUUGUUUUUUUUUUGGUGGUGUUCAAACAGGGACAGUAAAGGUGUCCCGGGUGGAUUUUCCUUGAAACCAGUUCUCUGUUGGUUUUGCUGGAGUAUGACUGCUGUCAGGUCCAGUUACUAGACUAUCUGUGACCGAAAGGAGAAAGUAAGCUUAUGCUCCCCUUCAUCCUCCGCGCUGGAUAUCUAUGGAGAGGGUGUCCUGUCUGCUCUCACGCAGCUCUCGGAGUGACUUGCGGCCGAGACAGCACUGUGAAUGUUGAAUUCACCGACCUGGAGAGCAGAAGACGACACACUUAACCUCAUUUGAAUGCCUUUGCAAGGAGUUUGCUGGUUUCUGUGCUGCAGGCAGGGCUUCAGUUUGCUCGGACGAGACUAUGGGGAGAAAGAGGAGGAAGAGUCUUUUGAAUUGCGCAACAAGGAGGACUUGACUCCCAAUGGACGGAGUCCAGCUGAAGUGACUGUUUCUCAACCAACUCGCACAGCAAACGGAACAAAUGGGCACACGGUCUCAGACGUGUCUGAAGAGAUGAAGAGUCUGAUCAUCGAGAAGAAUAAGAUGGGCCUGGAGGAAGAGCCUGAACUGCUAGUCAAAGGGUGGCUGUUGCGGGAGGUGCGAGGAAACUGGAUCAAGCAGCGGCGGUAUUGGUUCGCACUGAGCCAGGACUCCCUUGACUACUACAGUGGGCCAGAGAAAGGAGCCCGAAGACUGGGCACGCUGGUCCUCACCAGCCUCUGUUCUGUCAUCUGGCCAGACAAGCAGACGUACAAGGAAACAGGCCACUGGAGCAUCACAGUUUAUGGGCGGAAGCACUGCUACAGACUGUACACCAAGCACUUCAACGAGGCAGUGCACUGGGCAUGUGCCAUCCAGAAAAUCAUUGAUACCAAAGCACCAGUGGAAACACCAACACAGCUCCUGAUUCGAGACAUCGAGGAGAAUAAGUUCAACCCCGAGGUCGUGGAGCAUAUCUACCAGCACAACCCCAUCUUGAAGUACACCCAGGGCCCUCUGUACGCUCCACUGCUGCCCUUCCCUUACGGCAGCCUGGAGCACACAUACCACAGUGGGAAAGGCUAUGGCUCGGUGCGUGAAGAGGCCGUGAAGCUCUUCAACUGCCUGCAGCAGCUAGAGUCGGCACGGGAGCCGGUUCCCAUCAUCCAGGGCGUGCUGCAGACCUGCCUGGACCUGCGGCCUCUCCGCGACGAGGUCUACUGCCAGCUAGUGAAGCAGACCAGCUACACCCCGGCACCGUACACUGCCGCACACCUCCGCUACUGGCAGCUUCUCACCUGCAUGAGCUGCACCUUCCUGCCUGGGCCAACUGUGCUCAAGUACCUGCGAUUCCACCUCAAGAGGAUCCAGAGCCAGAGUCCUGAGUCUGAAAUGGAUAACUAUGCGUCUUUCAUCAGCGAGGCUCUGGAGAAGACCAAGUGUCGGGAGUGUGUGCCAUCCUGGGAAGAGAUCCAGAUGCUGAUGAGCCGACAGGAGAUGCUGUGCACUGUGCACUAUCCUGGCCCGUUGUCCUGCCAGCUCAACAUCAGCUCGCACACUACGGCCAAUGAGGUGGUUCGAAUGAUGCAGGUGAAGCUCGGCCUGCAAGAGAGCAAAAACACGUUUGCCUUGUACGAGCAGAGUGCAUUGUGGGAGCAGCCGGUCACUGGCAGCGCUCUGAUCGCAGACACCCUGACCAGCCUCUCCACCAAAGAGUCAGAGUCUAAAUGCCAAUGGAAACUGUGUUUCAAGCUCUACUGCCUGUUGGAUGCUGACAGCAUUUCAGUGGACAGCAUUGAGUAUCUCUUCCUCUUUGAGCAGUGCCAUGAGAUGGUGGUGCGUGGCCAGCUGCCAGCCUGUGAUGAGGACCUGCAGUCCUUAGCUUCCCUGAGGCUUCAGUGUCUGAUGGGUGACUUCAGCACACACGCCCCCUACCCUCCUCUGGACGAGCUGUUCCCAGGUCACAUGCUAGAAGCUCGAGUGGUCAUGUCCCUUUCUGCACCCCAUGCGUUGCCGCCUUGUCAGGUGGCGGCUCAGGACUGCCCCACGGCACAGCGCUUCCCCACGGGUCUCCUGGCAGGGACGCUGUGGAGCCACACGGCGAUCGCAGCGCACAAGCAGAAGGUGGAGCAGGACAUGCGCCUGCGGAGCCGGCUGAAGGAGGAGGCAGCUGCUGUCAUGGGAUCCAUCUUGGAGCGUUGGAAAGGUGUGGCCGGCUACAGCCGCAGGGACAGUAUGGCUGCCUACCUCACAAUUGCACGCCAGUGGUCGGGCUUUGGAUGCACUCUUUAUGAAGUGGACUUUUACAUUAGUUCGACAGGGAGUUUUUCCCAGAAGUUGUGGCUGGGUGUAGCUGCUACAUCCGUGUCUGUGUAUCGGCAGGGAGAGGCAGAGGCCCUGGAGUCCUUCCCUUAUGGCCAGAUCUGUUCUUACGGCGUAUCCGAUAGCAACACCUUCAAGAUCACAGCUGGGGAUCGGGAUCUGCUGUUUGAAACCACCAAGCUGACUGAGAUCAUGCAGCUGAUGAAUGCGUAUUUCAGUGCCAUCCGUCGCCAGCGAGGGAAAGGGGAAAAUGCAGACAUCACCAGAACAGGAAGCACAGAGGUGGGAUUCCAUCACCUCGACUCGACACACAAACACACCCUCCUGGAGCUGCCCUCGCACCCAGUUUGAAAGAGACCCAUACCCGGACACCCCCAACCCCCCACCCUCCUCCUCCACGUGGCCCCUAUGAGGCCGAGCCCCAGUCCUCAAGACACCACGCCUCCUCCGCUGGGAACGGCACGGCAGCCAAAACAAAGAGAGGGCUGUUUUCGCUCCCCAUCCGUGAAAAUAAACCCUUGCUGAGCUUUCCAGCUGAAGGGGCUGA